This is a messenger RNA of Nerophis lumbriciformis (worm pipefish), 3405 nucleotides long. The record is from RefSeq and is a predicted model, not a curated record. NCBI's taxonomy places the organism in Eukaryota, Metazoa, Chordata, Actinopteri, Syngnathiformes, Syngnathidae.
AUGUCUCGGGGAGUGAUCCAGCCCAGCCAGCAGAAGCUGGCCGAAAAGCUCACCAUCCUCAACGACAGGGGCAUCGGGAUGCUGACCCGUGUUUACAACAUCAAAAAGCAAGGACAAGUUUGGAAGGCAUGUGGAGACCCCAAGGCCAAGCCCUCCUACCUGGUGGACAAGAAUCUGGAGUCUGCCGUGAAGUUUAUCGUGCGGAAGUUCCCUGCUGUGGAGACGCGGAACAACAAUCAACAGCUCGCUCAGUUGCAAAAGGAGAAGUCGGAGAUACUGAAGAAUUUGGCUCUGUACUACUUUACCUUUGUAGAUGUCAUGGAAUUUAAGGACCACGUGUGUGAGCUGCUUAACACUAUUGAUGCGUGCCAAGUAUUCUUUGACAUUACGGUGAACUUUGAUUUGACCAAGAACUACCUAGACUUGGUGGUGACUUACACAACACUCAUGAUCAUACUGUCACGUAUUGAGGAGAGGAAAGCCAUCAUUGGAUUGUACAACUACGCUCACGAGAUGACGCAUGGAGCCAGCGACCGUGAGUACCCCAGGCUGGGCCAGAUGAUUGUGGAUUAUGAGAACCCUCUAAAGAAGUUGAUGGAGGAGUUUGUCCCACAUGGCAAGUCUCUGUCCGACGCCCUGAUCAGCCUCCAGAUGGUGUAUCCCAGAAGGAAUCUGUCGGCCGACCAGUGGAGAAACGCCCAGCUGCUCUCGCUCAUCUCUGCUCCCUCCACCAUGCUCAACCCUGCACAGUCAGACACUAUGCCCUGUGAAUAUUUGUCCCUGGACGCAAUGGAAAAAUGGAUCGUUUUCGGAUUCAUCCUGUGUCACGCGGUGCUAAACAGCGACGCAGCAGCGUUGUCGUUGUGGAAGCUGGCACUGCAGAGCUCCACCUGCCUCUGUCUCUUCAGGGAUGAAGUCUUCCACAUCCACAAGGCCGCAGAGGAUCUUUUUGUCAACAUCCGAGGGUACAACAAGCGCAUCAAUGACAUCAGAGAAUGCAAGGAACAGGCCCUGUCUCACGCAGGCUCCAUGCACCGUGAGCGACGCAAGUUCCUCAGGUCCGCCCUCAAAGAGCUAGCUACCGUUUUGGCGGACCAGCCUGGAUUGCUGGGUCCAAAGGCGUUAUUUGUGUUCAUGGCAUUAUCGUUUGCCCGAGACGAGAUCAUCUGGUUGCUUCGACACGCCGACAACAUACAGAAGAAAAGCACAGACGACUUCAUCGACAAACAUAUUGCAGAGCUGAUCUUCUACAUGGAGGAGCUGCGAGCCCACGUGAGGAAGUACGGUCCAGUCAUGCAGCGAUACUAUGUGCAGUACCUGUCUGGCUUUGAUGCCGUUGUACUCAACGAGCUAGUGCAGAACCUGUCUGUGUGUCCAGAGGAUGAGUCCAUUAUCAUGUCUUCAUUUGUCAACACUAUGACCUCGCUCAGCGUCAAACAAGUUGAGGAUGGCGAAGUGUUCGACUUCAGAGGCAUGAGACUUGAUUGGUUCAGACUGCAGGCCUACACCAGCGUUUCCAAAGCCAGUUUAGGUAUCGCCGACCACAAGGAGCUGGGCAAAAUGAUGAACACCAUCAUCUUCCACACCAAGAUGGUGGACUCGCUAGUGGAGAUGCUGGUGGAGACCUCAGACCUUUCCAUAUUCUGUUUCUACAGUCGUGCGUUUGAGAAGAUGUUCCAACAGUGCUUGGAGCUUCCCUCGCAGAGCCGCCACUCCAUCUGCUUCCCUUUGCUUUGCACACACUUCAUGUCCUGCACACAUGAGCUCUGUCCUGAGGAGCGUCACCACAUAGGGGACCGCAGCUUGUCAUUGUGUAACAUGUUUCUCGAUGAGAUGGCCAAACAAGCCCGGAACCUCAUCACUGACAUCUGCACUGAGCAAUGUACACUCAGUGACCAGCUGCUUCCUAAACACUGCGCCAAGACCAUCAGCCAAGCCGUCAACAAGAAGAGCAAGAAGGCCACAGGAAAAAAGGGCGAGCCAGAGAGAGAGAAACCGGGAGUGGAGAGCAUGAGGAAGAACAGACUACUGGUCACCAAUCUGGACAAACUGCACACGGCGCUUUCAGAACUCUGCUUCUCCAUCAACUACGUUCCCAAUUUAGCGGUGUGGGAGCACACGUUCACGCCGAGAGAGUACCUCACUUCGCACCUGGAGAUCAGGUUUACCAAGUCCAUUGUGGGCAUGACCAUGUACAACCAAGCUACUCAGGAGAUCGCCAAACCCAGCGAGCUGCUGACCAGCGUGCGAGCCUACAUGACAGUGCUGCAGUCCAUCGAGAACUACGUCACCAUUGACAUCACACGGGUCUUCAACAACGUCCUACUGCAGCAGACGCAGCACCUGGACAGCCACGGCGAGCCCACCAUCACCAGCCUCUACACCAACUGGUACCUGGAGACGUUGCUCCGGCAGGUCAGUAACGGACACAUCGCUUACUUUCCCGCCAUGAAGGCCUUCGUCAACCUGCCCACGGAGAACGAGCUGACCUUCAAUGCGGAGGAAUACUCCGAUAUCUCUGAAAUGCGUUCGCUGUCUGAGCUGCUGGGGCCUUAUGGCAUGAAAUUCCUUAGCGAAAGCCUCAUGUGGCACAUCUCCUCGCAGGUGGCCGAGCUCAAGAAAUUAGUGGUGGAGAACAUGGAAGUGCUGACUCAGAUGAGAACCAGCUUUGACAAACCCGACCACAUGGCGGCGUUGUUCAAGAAACUCACUUCUGUGGACAGCGUCCUCAAGAGGAUGACCAUCAUCGGAGUCAUCCUCUCAUUCCGCUCGCUGGCUCAGGAAGCACUGAGAGACGUGUUAUCGUGCCACAUUCCCUUCCUGGUCAGUUCUGUGGAGGAUUUCAAGGACCACAUUCCAAGAGAGACAGACAUGAAGGUGGCCAUGAACGUCUAUGAACUGUCCUCCGCUGCCGGUUUGCCUUGCGAGAUCGACCCGGCCCUGGUGGUAGCGCUGUCGUCGCAAAAGAGCGAGAACAUCAGUCCAGAGGAGGAGUACAAGAUUGCAUGCCUGCUGAUGGUGUUUGUGGCCGUUUCCUUGCCAACGCUGGCCAGCAACGUGAUGUCACAGUACAGCCCCGCCAUUGAGGGUCAUUGUAAUAACAUCCAUUGCCUGGCCAAAGCCAUCAACCAGAUCGCCGCCGCGCUCUUCACCAUCCACAAAGGAAGCAUCGAGGACCGCCUCAAAGAGUUCCUGGCUCUGGCCUCAUCGAGCCUCUUGAAGAUUGGCCAGGAGACUGACAAGAUGACCACGCGUAACAGAGAGUCUGUUUACCUGCUGCUCGACAUGAUUGUGCAGGAGUCCCCCUUCCUCACAAUGGACUUGCUGGAAUCCUGCUUCCCAUACGUGCUCCUGCGUAAUGCCUACCACGCCGUCUACAAGCAGAGCAUCAGCGCCAACGCGUAA